Messenger RNA from Mesocricetus auratus (golden hamster), 9879 nucleotides. It is a transcript of the gene Nin, whose product is annotated as ninein. Gene Ontology annotation, biological process: microtubule anchoring at centrosome; centrosome-templated microtubule nucleation; centrosome localization. Gene Ontology annotation, molecular function: calcium ion binding. NCBI's taxonomy places the organism in Eukaryota, Metazoa, Chordata, Mammalia, Rodentia, Cricetidae. Gene Ontology annotation, cellular component: pericentriolar material; centriole; centrosome. The coding region runs from base 69 to 6449 and encodes 2126 amino acids. The record is from RefSeq and is a predicted model, not a curated record. The transcript is spliced from 30 exons.
AGCUCCGGAGGCGGCUGGCGCGGGCGCUCCCCAGAGGCCGACGGAAGGUGAGCGCUGCGGGCUAUGGGAUGGAUGAGGUGGAGCAGGACCAGCAUGAGGCCCGACUCAAGGAGCUGUUUGACAGUUUUGACACCCUGGGAACCGGGUCUCUGGGUCAAGAGGAGCUCACUGACCUCUGCCAUGUCCUGAGCUUGGAGGACGUGGCCCCGGUGCUGCAACAGACACUGCUUCAGGACAACCUCUUGGGCAGGGUACAUUUUGACCAAUUUAAAGAAGCACUAAUACUUAUCUUGUCUAGAACUCUAUCCAGUGAGGAGCACUUUCAGGAAUCAGAGGCUCAGCCCAAAUACGUGAGAGGUGGGAAGCGCUAUGGGCGAAGAUCUCUACCCGAGUUUCAAGAAUCUGUGGAAGAGUUUGCGGAGGUGACAGUGCUCGAGCCGCUAGAUGAAGAAGCAAAGCCGCCACACAUCCCAGCUGGUGACUGCAGUGAGCACUGGAAGACGCAGCGCAGUGAGGAGUAUGAGGCAGAAGGUCAGCUAAGGUUUUGGAAUCCAGAUGACUUGAAUGCUUCACAUAGUGGGUCUUGCCCUCCGCAAGACUGGAUAGAAGAGAAACUGCAAGAGGUUUGUGAAGAUUUGGGGAUCACUCGAGAUGGUCACCUGAACCGGAAGAAGCUGGUUUCCAUCUGUGAACAGUACGGAUUACAGAAUGUGGAUGGAGCGAUGUUGGAGGAAGUCUUUCUCAGUCUUGAUCCUGAUGGUACAAUGAGUGUAGAAGACUUCUUCUAUGGUCUGUUUAAAACUGGGAAAUCGCUCACACCAUCAGCAUCUACUCCCUACAGACAGCUAAAGCGGCAUCUCUCUAUGCAGUCUUUUGAUGAGAGUGGACGGCGGACCGCAACCUCGUCAGCCAUGACAAGCACCAUUGGCUUCCGGGUCUUCUCCUGUUUGGAUGAUGGGAUGGGCCUGGCAUCUGUGGAGAGGAUCCUGGACGCCUGGCAGGAAGAAGGCAUUGAAAACAGCCAAGAGAUCCUGAAGGCCUUGGAUUUCAGCCUGGAUGGAAAUGUCAACCUGACAGAACUGACACUGGCUCUUGAAAAUGAACUUUUGGUUACCAAGAAUGGCAUCCACCAGGCAGCUCUGGCCAGUUUCAAGGCUGAGAUCCGGCAUUUGUUGGAACGAGUUGACCAAGUGGUCAGAGAGAAAGAGAAGCUGCGGUCGGACCUGGACAAGGCAGAGAAGCUCAAGUCUCUGAUGGCUUCCGAGGUUGACGACCACCAUGCUGCCAUUGAGCGGAGGAAUGAAUACAACCUCAGGAAACUGGAUGAGGAAUACAAGGAGCGCAUAGCAGCCUUAAAGAAUGAACUCCGCCAGGAGAGGGAGCAGAUCCUGCAGCAAAUGAGCAAGCAGAGGGCAGAGCUGGAGCGGGAAAUUGAAAAGGCCAAGACAGAGGAGAACUACAUCCGGGACCGCCUUGCCCUCUCCCUGAAGGAAAACCAUCGCCUGGAAAAUGAGCUUCUGGAAAACACAGAGAAGUUGGCAGAGUAUGAGUCCCUGACCAACAAACUUCAGCGCAAUCUGGAAAAUGUGUUAGCAGAAAAGUUUGGUGACCUCGACCCCAGCAGUGCUGAAUUCUUUCUUCAAGAGGAGAGGUUGGCGCAGAUGAGAAAUGAGUAUGAGCAACAGUGCAGGCUAUUACAAGACCAAGUGGAUGAGCUCUAUUCAGAGCUAGAAGAAUAUCGUUCACCAGGCAAAGUAUUCAGGCUCCCCUUGAAGAACUCGCUGUCAGAAGAACUUGACGUUAACAGUGGUGGCAUUGAACCUGACCAAGGGCUUGGUUCUGAAGAAUGCAAUCCACUGAAUAUGAGCAUUGAAGCUGAGCUGGUCAUCGAGCAGAUGAAAGAGCAGCACCACAGGGACCUGUGCCGCCUGAGGCUGGACCUGGAAGAGAAGGUGCACCAUUAUGAAAAGCAGUUGGAUGAAGCCAGGGUCACCUGUGAAAAGGAGCAGGCGGCCAUGAAGCAAAAGUAUGAGCAAGGAAUUCACACCUUGGAGACACAAAUAAGUGACCUUCGCGGUGAGAUUGCCGAUCUCCAAGGGCAGGCUGUGGUGCUGAAGGAGGCCCACCACGAGGCCAGCUGCAGGCACGAGGAGGAAAAGAAGCAACUGCGGCUGGUGUUUGAGGAGGAGAAGACUCAGCUUCAGGAGGAGCUGCGGCUGGAGCAUGAGCGGGAGCUCAAGGCCAGGCUGCAGCAGGCGGAGGAAAGCUUUGAGCAGGAGAGGGAGGGGCUCUCUUGGGGUGCUGCCUGGACCGAAGAGAAGGUGAGGGACUUGACACAGGACCUGGAGCAAUCUUACCAGGAGCAGCUGCUGAGCCUGGUGGAGAAGCACAGUCUUGAGAAAGAGGAGCUGAGGCAAGAGCUCUUGGAACAUCACCAAAGGGAACUUGAGGAGGGAAGGGAAAAAAUGGAAACAGAGUGUAAUAGAAGAGCCUCUCAGAUAGAAGCCCAGUGUCAGGCUGACUGUGAGAGAGUCACUGAGCGCUGUGAACAAACUCUGCAAAGCCUGGAGGGGCGCUACCGCCAAGAGUUGAAGGACCUCCUGGACCAGCACCUGGAGGAGAGGUCCCAGUGGGAGUUCGAGAAGGAUGAGCUCACUCAGGAGUGCACGGAAGCCCAGGAGCAGCUGAAGGAGGCACUCCAGAGGGAGAAGGCAACCGCUCUUGUCCUGAACCAGGAGCGGGAGAUGCUGGAGAAAACAUACAAGGAACGUUUGAGCAGCCUAAGCAUGGAAAGAGAUCGGCUGCUGCAAGACCUGGAAGACCUCCGGAACACUUCGGAGAGCCAGCAUGGCCUCUUGUCUGACCAGAUACUUGAGCUGAAGAGAAGUCAGGAGCGAGAGCUGAGGGAGAGAGAGCUAUGCCAGACAGGGACCUCUGAGCAGCCAGCCAGCCAGUGGCUUGAAAGGCUACAGGUAGAGCGUGAACAAGAGAGGCGAGAAAUGGUGGGCAAGCUUGCGGCCCUGGAGAGCGCCCACAGAGCGAGCCUUGAGAGAGCAGAUCUAGAGAAGGCUGAGCUGAGUGCAGAGGUCCACAGGCUUCAGAAUACAGUCAAGGACAUGCAGAGGGCAGCGGCGCUUUCGGUGCUUCAGGGUGCUCAUUCUCUGGUAAUGACAGGGGAGGAGGCAGACGGAAAUGGAGCCAUGUCCCUGCUUCAGCAAGGGGAGCAGCUGCUGGAAGAAAAUGGCGAUGUCCUCAUCAGCUUGCAGAGAGCUCAUGAGCGCGCCGUGAAGGAAAAUGCAAAAAUGGCUACUGAAAUCUCUAGAUUGCAGCAGAGGCUGAAAAAGUUAGAGCCAGGGUCAGUGAUGUCGCCUUGUUUGGAGGAGCAGAUGACUGAGAUUUCUGGAAGUUCCAGGGAACAAGCUGAGCCGUUUUUAUCACAAGUAAAGCAAGGAGAAAGUCCCACCGCCAAGCACAUCCUCAGUGACCUAGGAGACCGCGAGGCCCAGGACCUCGGUAGUACAGGGACAAGCUCUGUUCGGAGGCAGGAGGGAAAAACUGAGGAGUCAGAAACAUCCCUGGAGUGCUUUUCUGAGCUUGAAAACAGUGAAGACACCAGGACAGAAUCCUGGGACCUGAAGAGCCAGAUUGUUCAACUUCAGGAGCAACUAACAGUCUUACGUGCAGACUGCGAUCGGGCUUCUGAAAGGAAGCAGGACCUACUGUUUGAUAUUUCUGUGCUGAAAAAGAAACUAAAGAUGAUGGAGAGAAUCCCCCAGGCAUCUUCCAGGUAUAAGUUAUUAUAUGAGGAUGCCGCUAGAGAGAAUGCCUGCCUCCAGGAGGAGUUGAGGCGCAUGGAGGCACGCUACGAUGAGUCACUGGACAGCAACAAAGAGCUCACUACUGAAGUCUUCAGGCUGCAGGAUGAGAUGAAGAAAAUGGAGGAGGUGAUGGAAACGUUCCUUAGCCUGGAGAAGAGUUACGAUGAGGUCAAAAUGGAAAAUGAGGAGCUCAGUGCUCUGGUGUUGAGACUUCAAGGGAAGAUGGAGAAGGUGCUGGAUAGAGCCCCCCUGCACUGUGACAGCUACCCCUUGUGGGGAGCCCCUUCAGAGCACCUGGAGGUCAUCUCUGACGAAAAGGUGCUCGAACUCCGUCAGACUCCAGAAGAGUAUACACCCAAGGUCAUGAGCGUGCGCCACCUCCUAGAAGGACGCAGACAAGAAACCCAAUGCUGUGAACAGGGAAACACACGCCUCCUUGCUAGAAUAAAAGCGCAGGAAAUUGCCUGGUUCCACGGGACAAUCCAGACACAUCAAGAAAAGCCCAGUGUGCAGAAUCAAGUUCUCCUGGAGGAAAGUGCUGCCCUCCUAGGCCUUCAAGACUCCCAUCUUCACCAUCAGGUCACACUCGCAGAGUUAGAGCUAGAGAAACAGAGGCUACAGGAACUGACUAGGAAGCUGAGGGAGCGAGUCAGUACGUUAAUUAAGCAAAAAGACGCCCCUUCUCAAGGAGAGAAGGAGGAAGAGCUGAAGGCGAUGAUGCAUGACUUGCAGGUCACGUGCAGUGAGAUGCAGAGGAAAGUUGAACUUCUGAGAUAUGAAUCUGAAAAGCUUCAAGAGGAAAAUUCUAUUUUGAGAAAUGAAAUUACUACUUUAAAUGAAGAAGAUACCAUCUCUAACCUGAAAUUAGAGGAAUUAAACGGAUCGCAGGAAGAAUUGUGGCAGAAAAUAGAAACUGUAGAACAGGAAAAAGCUUCAAUUCAGAAGAUGGUCGAAAAAUUAAAGAAACAGGUUUCAGAUUUAAAAAUCAAAAACCAACAGUUGGAUUCAGAAAAUACAGAACUCAGCCAAAAGAACUCCCAAAACAAGGAAGAACUGCAAAAACUUAAUCAACGUCUGUCAGAAAUGCUAUGCCAGGAGAAGGAGCCAGUAACUUGCCCCUCUGAGAAAUGGGAACAAGAAAACUCGAGUCUGAGAGAGGAGCUGGAUCGAUGCAAAGUGCAGACCUCCACUUUAGUGGCUUCUCUGGAGGCAGAGCUCUCUGAAGUUAAGCUGCAGACUCACGUUGUGGAACAGGAAAACCUCCUUCUCAGAGAUGAACUGGAGAAGCUGAAGCAGCUGCACAGAUGUCCUGAUCUCUCUGACUUCCAGCAAGAAAUGGCUAGCAUUCUAACCUACAACGAACAGCUGCUGAAGGAAAAAGAAGCUCUAAGUGAAGAAUUAAACAGCUGUGCUGAUAAGUUGGCAAAAUCAAGCCUUCUAGAGCACAAAAUUGCUACAAUGAAGCAGGAGCAGAAGACUUGGGAGCAGCAGAGCCAAAGCUUAAAGUCACAGCUGGCAACUUCUCAGGAAAAGGUUCAGAAUUUAGAAGAUGUCCUGCAGAAUGUAAAUCUUCAAAUGUCCCAGAUUCAAUCAGACCUCCAAGUGACUCAACAGGAGAAGGAGGCUUUACAACAAGAAGUGAUGUCUUUACGCAGACAGCUUCAGGAUGUGGGUGACAAGGACUGGCUCUCAGAAACAGCUGCCCAUCUCUCAGGGCUCCAUGGCCAGCAGAGAAGGCUCUCCUGGGACAAGCUGGAUCAUCUCAUGAGUGAGGAACCGCAGCUGCUUUGUGAAGAGAGCCAGAGGCUCCAGACUGUGGUGCAGAGCACCACAGCAGACCUCACACACUCCUACGAGAAGGUUCGUCAACUGGAAUCCAGCCUUCUUCCCAUCAAACAUCAGAAGCAACUCCACCAAUCCUGUACUGUAAAACCCACAGAACAAGAAAAAUUGACUUUAAAGAGAGAGUGUGAACAGUCGCAGAAAGAACAAUCUACUAGUAGGAAGAUCAGUCAGAUGAGUUCCCUUGAGCGAGGGUUAGAAACAGUUCAUUUGGAAAAUGAAGGUCUGCGGAAGAAACAGGUGAGGCUGGAUGAGCAGCUGAUGGAGAUGCAGCUCCCGAGGUCCACUGUGACGCUUAGCCCACCCUCUCACUGGGAUCUGCAGCUGCUCCAGCAGCAAACCUGUCCGAUGGUGCCCAGGGAACAGUUUCUGCAGCUUCAGCAGCAGCUGCUGCAGACAGAACAGAAAAGCCAGAACCUGCAGGAAGAGCUUGAGAACAGGACUUCCGAGACCAACACACCGCAGGGAAGCCAGGAACACCUUGUAAAUCUCAUGGAAGAACGAAUGAUAGAAGUUGAACAAAAACUGAAGCUGGUAAAAAGACUUCUUCAAGAGAAAGUGAAUCAGCUCAAAGAGCAACUCUGCAAGAAUACAAAAACAGACGCCAUAGUGAAUGAUUUGUAUGUUGAAAACGCCCAGUUGUUGAAAGCUUUGGAAAUGACUGAACAGCGACAGAAAACAGCAGAGAAGAAAAAUUACCUCCUAGAGGAGAAGAUCGCCAGCCUCAGCACCAUUGUCAGGAACCUGGCACCAGCACCUCUGGCUUCCACACCUCCUUUGAGGUCAUAGCCAAUACCAAAGGAUGCACUUGCAUGUGUGUACUGUACUGACAUUCAUGGAACACUUCCCUCCGUUCUCCGAACCCUCUGAAAACAGCUCCCAAUGGCUGACAGUCAAGCCAGCAAUGGAAUUCUCCAAAUGGAUGCUUACAAGAAUUCCACAAAUCUCGCGUUUCACUAUUGAAAUUACUCAUGAGAGUUAAAGUAACUUUUAACAUACUUUUAAAGUAUGUUCUGGAUAGCUACCAAGAAGGAAAAUAAUUUAAGAACUUAAAAUCCCAGUUUUUAUUGGUUUUGAAUUGCUAUUAUCUGUAUAUACAAUCCAGAUUCCUUUUAAGAUUGGGAUCUAACUAGAAUGGUUAUUAUAUUAUUAUAAUCUUUAUUUUUUUUUAAAAAAUUUAAAUACUAUAAUUAUUAUAUUUCUAAUAGUUUUGUUUCUUUAAAUGAAUUGGCUGACUGCAGUUCUGCUUAAAGAGGACUUGGCUAGUAGCUAGCCACUGAGGUCAGAAAAGUCCAAGUUUUGUAGAAUUCUGACUUCUGGUACCUGUUCUUGCUGCUCUUGCUAUAUAAUAGAUUCAGAGCUGAUUUCCUCAACUGCACUCUUAAUUAAGGAUAAAGUUCUACUUUAUUUAAAUGGCCCUUUCUCCAUUGUUUGGGACUUUGUGUUCUUAAAAAUGGAUAAACCUGAAUUUUAAAAAUUUGAACUCUGGGGAGACCACUGAACAGCCCAAUUUGGGGUAAAAAGCCACUCCUGAAGGAAGAUUACAUGGAGUAUCAUGGGGGUGGUUUCCUCCCUCCCAAGCCUUGGAGUUCAUGGACAUAGCUUUGAGUUUGCAUCAAGAGCUCAGGGAACAAUAUUGAAACUGUCUUCCUGAACUUCUUGCUGCCAGCCUCUCUAAGAACUGGAGAUGUGUAACCCACAGGACCUUAUUUCUCUUAUAUAUUAACAGCCAUGGGAUUUUUAUUUCUAUAUUUUAGUGCACUUAAUAAUCUAAAAAGGCCUUGACUUUGGAGUUUAAAACCUGUCCAAUUUGUAGAAGAGUUUUUACUGUUUGUUUAAUGCAGGUCAGGCUUUCCAUGCUUCUGACUUUUUGAUACCUCACAUCUGAGCAUAUGGAUUUCAUACUGUAGAGAACAUUAGCGUACCACUGGAGGUGAAGGAGCAAUAAUGGGACUUUACACACACACACACACACACACACACAUACACACACACAGUGGUUGGUGGAGCACUGGCCAGGUGCAGGACACUACCAAAGCUCUUCUCAACCACCUUUGUGUUUCCAUGGGGAGAGAAAUUAAAAGAGUUGCACUUUAUUACAGGUACAAGAGAAAAGCAAACCAUCGAUUAUGGGCAGGAACACAGGAUAAGUGAAAUAGACUAAGAGGUCAGGUGAUGUGCAGAAAUCUCAAGUCAUUUCCAUCGCAACUCUUUGGGAAUCUUUAGGACCCAACUGUUUAGUCCUGAAGCCCAGGGCCCACUCUACAGGGCUCUGACAUGGCACACCGUCUGUGGUCCAAUAGGUCACACUGGCUUUGCCCUACUGCUACUAUCACCAAAUUCCGCUUUCCCAUUGGGAAAAGAAUCCUUCCUGUAACUAUACAUCUGAAUAUUUGGCACUUGGCAUUAACUCUCCUCUCUAUUUAUAUGGCCUUAACUUUAUAUUUAGCAGAAAAUAGUUUCACUUGACACUGUGGGUAGGCUAGGCUAAGGUGAAGUACUUAUGAGAAAUGUUUCAGGUCCUCAAGGUCAGUGUCACUGAACGGAACAAGAAGCAUAUUUCUCCAGUGUUGGCUCGGCAUGGGGCCAUGCUUGUUGUGCUUUUUUCUUUUUAUAUUAUGAAAAGUGUAGGAUAGUGUUUCUUAUACAUUUGUAUUUAUGUGUACAUAAAGUGAUGUACAAUGACUGUAAAUGGGACUUUUUGGAAGUUUGAGAGUGCGUUUAGAAUUAUUUCAUCCGACAUCAAAAUGCUACUCUAGUAACGUGUUAAUUUCUUGCUUUACCCUGCUUAUUAAAUGGGGGUGGGGAAUCAAUAUGAGAAAUACUCUACAGAUACCUUAAAUUUAUACAUUUGUAUAGCAGUGUAUAUUUGAAACCAUUUGGAGCAGGAGUUUAGCUGGCCAUUAGAAUAGCUUAAAGCUUAAAAGGCAGCAGAUGUACAAUACUAGAAUUCUGUGCAGUUCACUUUCAGACUUUGGCUCUCCCCAAAAUCACAAGUUUGUGUUGUAUGGUCAUUUGCCUACUUUUUUUUUAAACACUGGUUUUUAAACUUUACUUUUAUUUAAGAACAGUUCUGUAAGAGUAGCGAUACAAUUCUGGACUCAAUCUGAGGACCUCCAUUGACCUGUCCGCUGUUUUCUGCUUUUGAAAAGCCUUACUCUCCCCCACCAAGGGGAGAAAGGGUUUGCUUUAUGUAAAGCCUUUUACAGUCAAAGUGAAGUUUGUAAAGGGAGAGCAGUAGGAGGUGCGGUUUAGAAUGAACCUCAGUAUUUCCAUUUGUUUUUCCAAAACUCUAAUUUCAGCUAAGCCAUGGUAAACGUGAAUCCCUCCUUGAAGCAUCCAUGUGCUUAUAUAAAGCAUGCCAUCAGCAUGUUUUAUAUAAAUAGAUCAUGAAAUCAUAGGCUUCAAGGAAGACAUCCUACAGGUCUAGUGUUCCGGCAAUAAUAUUCAGGGGUUUUAUAUAAAUAGAUCAUGAAGUCAUAUCUUUAGGGUAUAGGAGGAUGUCUUACAAGUCUAGUGUUUCAGCAAUAUCAAUAUUCAGGACAGGUAUUAUUUUGAGAAACCUUUUUUUAAUGAAAUGACUAAGUCCUCUUGGGAAACUUUUUUUUUAACAUGUGGAAAAUGAAUUUGUGGUUUCCCUUUUGCUUUGCUGAGUAAAGAAAAAGAAAACACACUGCUGUUGUCAGCAUCUUUUAAAGGCAUCUCAGUCAAGGAGCAUCUGAGUGCUCUCAAGUACAGUAUUAAGCAAGUGGUGUUCUGAACGGAUUACCUGCCAUUGUAUAGCACUCCAGUGAGUCAUUAAGUAAUGCCAGAAACCAGGUCUAAGCCUUGUCACCAAAACACUCAUGCUGGGAAGCCAGAACAUUGUGGUUGGCCCUGUUUGAAUAUCUCUGCACUGUGAGGACUUGGAUCCCGGGAUCUGGACAGCUAAUUAGUAGCAAAUUAAAGUUGCCUUUUUGUUUGUUCAUUUGCUUGCUUGCUUUUUAGUUUUUUGAACGAAAAAGGUAAAUUUAUUCUCAUUACCACAGCAUGAUGUAAAGGAAUAUUAGUUUUAUGAAAGAAAACGAGUAUCUAGAGCUAAUCUCCAGAAUUAUAUUCAGAUAAAGAUUAAUGUGAAUAUGUUUGUAUCAGGUUUGUACAGUUCUUUUUAGCCACUCUAUCCCAGAAAGAUUUUUUUAAUGUGAACUUAAAAUGUAAAUAAAUAAUUUUGCAAACUCUG